UAUUCCCAUUCCGUCAGUAAGAAAAUAGAACCUUGCAAUUUUUUAUCGGUCACUUGUCGAGCAGCUUUUGUUUAAACAUUUAGUGUCAUCACGGAAAUUAGAGCGCGAUAUGGACCUCGAUCCUCUCGAGGAAAAUGAUGAAGGGGAUUUUGAGGGAUGCCAGAUAAAUCUAAGCGAGUUGCGAGUCGAUUAUCGAGAGGUGUCCGACGAAGUCCAACAAUUGCGAUUGGAAAGUGCGAAGUCAAAUGUUGAUGUUGAGAUUGAAAAUGAACCAGAUUUUUCGUGGGAGGAAAAUUCUAAAUCCGAAAGUCAAGAUUUUGAGAACGAAACUAGAGAAGAUGGACGAGUUGAAAAGGCGAUUUCGAAAAUGGAAGAUCUCGAGGGGGCCAUUCAAGAAUUGGACAAGGAAGUUCAGGGGGCGACGAACGAAAGGUUGCAGUGCCAGAUUCAGAAUCGAGUACACUUGAAAAAACUGUUGGAUUCGAAUCCACCGGAAGCUGGAAAACUGGCUGCAAAUACCGCACAAUUUUUCAAGUUAUGUUCGGUGAACGUGGACUUGUCUUUAGAACCUGAUAAUUCGAUCUCACAAAACGUAAAUAAAUCUGUGAAAAAAGAGCGUCAAUUAGAAAGGCCGAAGACGGUGAAUAAAGAGAAUGCAAAGAAACUCGAGAAAAAACCUGUCAAGGAUAAAAAUAUGAAUUUGAUAAAUAGCAGAGGUCAAGUAAGAGAUUUUAAAAAGGCUCUCUUGAUAAAUUCUCACUUGAUAAAUAUUUCACGUUGUUACUUAGAUUCUGGCUAAAAGAAGCAACAAAAAGAGCGUCGACUACGAAAAUGAAAGUACUAAUCCCUUCGUCUUCGAUAAGGAAACCAGAGAAUUGUUGCAAGAGUUGGACCGAAGAACUGCGGUGAGUGAUUUAAUUUUCUCCCAUUGAAUUUAUAAAUAACUAGUAUUUUACAUUAAUUUAAUAACAUAAUUGUACCAUUGUUGAAGCUACUCAAUUCUCAUUUUCUAAGUCGCUCGAUGGAGAGCGAUAAAAAAGACGAUAAAGAAGAGAUUUCUAAAAAUGUCAUUGCAUCGGGAACAUUAAAGGUGAGCAAUUUUCACUUAAUACAGAUAUCGAGAAAUUGUGGGAAAAAGAGAUGCGUGUCUUUUUCAAAUUUAUGUUUCAUGUGCAAAUCGGGAGACUUCAAUUUCCGGAACAACAAUACGGGAAUUAGUGGAGCAAUAUCGUGAAGAAGUGGCGAGUGUCUUCGAAAACGAAUCGUUAAAUUCGACAGAGAACUCCAGCCCUUUCUUGAAAGUUCCAGAAGGCAUAAUGCCUAAGUAGCAAUAAUUGCUACUUAGAAAUUUGCCAACGACGGAAUUGCCACGAAAUAAUAUUUAGAUCAUUCGAUUUCACAAAUUCAAAGUAAGAUAACUGCGAAUUGAAGGCGUUUUUUCAAGACGCUAUUUUUGAUUUCACGUACCACUGUAGUCAUCGCAUCAUAAAAAUUAAAUGAGGAUAAUGCUAAUAUGUAA
Messenger RNA from Orussus abietinus, 1519 nucleotides. RefSeq lists its product as uncharacterized. The record is from RefSeq and is a predicted model, not a curated record. Bases 110 to 799 code for a protein of 229 amino acids. NCBI's taxonomy places the organism in Eukaryota, Metazoa, Arthropoda, Insecta, Hymenoptera, Orussidae. The transcript is spliced from 4 exons.